GGCAGAACACAGGAAAUGAUAGGUUCAAAAUAAUGGCAUCUAAAACUGACGUUCAUGAUAUUUCAAAGCAAAUAGAGAAGCUUGAAAUUGAGCCCCAAUUCGACGUAUCUUCUGAUCUGGAGUCGGCCCUAUCGUUCGAUGGAAGGAAAGAUUCUUUGUCAGACAGCAACCUCAUACCGCGUGGUGCAAUCAGGACAACUAAACCGAGUAAACUGACUGAACCAUAUCAAACACGCCAACUUAGAUCGGAUGAACCAUAUGGCAACCAGUUUCCAAAUAGACAGUCUGGUGGACAAUGGAAUCAUAUGUCGCAACAAGCACAUCAGACAGGCAACGAUACUGUAAUUGAAAACCGGAAUGCAUCUUUUUCUGCCGAAUUUGCAGUGCCAACACCUAUGAAUCAGGAUACCAGUUAUCUUUCAACACGUCAAGUGUCCAAUCAAGACCUUCCUUCCUAUAAUGAAAAUGACUUGGACCUUGUUCUGGACACUAUUCAAAGAGAUACCACGUCACAAGCUGGGUUCACAACACCAGUAGAUAGAACAAUGGAUCCGCGUUUCAACGAAUUGUUACAUAGUCUAAUGGAAUACGACAAUGGGUCACAACAGUCUACCUCGGCCAGCACGAGUCAAUUCUUUCAAAAAGAGCCAUUUUAUCAAAAAACAGAAAACAGUCGCGUAUUGCCAUCAUCAAAUGCAACACCGGUUCAUCGAAAUAAACAUGCUGGAAAAAGAUCGUCCCGAAAUCUGCAGUCGGAGUCUUUUCAACCGUUUUCAUCGAACUUAACUGCAAACGUUUCCGAUUCGACAGUAGAAAAUUGUCCACCCCAAAAUGCAGAUUCAUUUGGCAGCGGUUGGCCACAAACUUAUAAUGCAGAAACUUGUCAAGCUGUUUCACAUUUUAAUGUUUCUUCAAGUAAUAACAUACUUCCAAUAAUCAGUGAGAUUUCAAGUAGCAUCCCAGUGACUCCAAUUCAUAUUAUUUUACAAGGGGGUAACCAGAAUAUUGCCCCAAGUGCUACUCAGCUUACCAUUCAAUCACUGAGCCAGCAGACGGCAGAACCAUUAAACCCAACUUUUCUAGAUACAUUGAAUCAGCAGACUAGUUCGCCAUUUAAUCAGCCGGCAACACGAACAGUACAGCUACCAUUGAACCAGACAACUACUCAGCCAUUUAUUCAGCCGGUAACACAACAAGUACAGCAAACAUUGAACCAGACAUCUAGUCCACCUUUUUAUCAGCCGGGAACACACCCAGUACAGCUACCAUUGAACCAGACAACUAGUCCGCCAUUUAAUCAGCCGGGAACACAACCAGUACAGCUACCAUGGAACCAGACAAUUAGUCAGCCAUUUAAUCAACCAUUAAAUCAACCGGGAACACAACCAAUACACCAAACACUGACAACGUCGAUAUCUCAAUAUUGUACACAAUCGUUGCAGCAAGGAUUCCGGAGUCCGGUGAAAAGUCAGACAGUGCAGCAGAGUAUUCAAACAUUACCAGUAACACUGAACCCGUUAUAUAUAACGCCAUUUCACCAGAGUCAACCUCGUAUUCAACUCUCACAUCAGACGUCUAACCAGCCGAAUAGACCAAUACUUCCGAAGCCAACGCAAUCAGUAAAUGCAAUUCAAACCCCUAGACUGAAGUCGACACCAACACACAGCGCUGUUGAAAGAGACAAGCAUGUUGCCCCAACACGAAACGUUGGCAAAAGUAAGUACAUGUAUGGUUUGGUUAUCUCUUAG
Messenger RNA from Mya arenaria, 1748 nucleotides. Its product is annotated as mucin-5AC-like. The transcript is spliced from 2 exons. Lineage: Eukaryota; Metazoa; Mollusca; Bivalvia; Myida; Myidae. The record is from RefSeq and is a predicted model, not a curated record. The coding region runs from base 33 to 1748 and encodes 571 amino acids.